Molecule: messenger RNA, 1857 nt
Organism: Equus quagga
Lineage: Eukaryota; Metazoa; Chordata; Mammalia; Perissodactyla; Equidae
Gene: BPIFB4
Product: BPI fold containing family B member 4
Exons: 16
Coding region: 1-1545 (514 amino acids)
Molecular function (GO): lipid binding
Source: RefSeq, a predicted model, not a curated record
AUGUGGACGGCUUGGUGUGUGGCUGCUCUGUCCGUGGCUGCUGUGUGUGGCGUCCGCCAAGACACAAACACCGUCCUUAGGGUUACCAAAGAUGUGCUGAGCAAUGCCAUUUCAGGUGCCCUGCAGAAAAGCGAUGCUCUCCACUCGGCCCUGAGAGAGGUGCCCAUGGCACCUGGAGUUGCCACUGGGGCACUGGGCCCCGGUGGUUUGCUGGGCACUGGGGGCAUGCUGGCAGCCGAUGGCAUCCUGUCGGGCCAAGGUGGCCUGCUUGGUGGAGGCGGUCUCCUUGGUGAUGGAGGACUUCUUGGAGGAGGGGGCGUCCUGGGCGUGCUCGGCGAGGGCGGCAUCCUCAGCACCGUGCAGGGCAUCACGGGGCUGCGCAUCGUGGAGCUGACCCUCCCGCGGGUGUCUGUGCGGCUCCUGCCCGGCGUGGGCGUCUACCUGAGCCUGUACACCCGUGUGGCCAUCAACGGGAAGAGUCUCAUUGGCUUCCUGGACAUCGCCGUGGAGGUGAACAUCACGGCCAAGGUCCGGCUGACAAUGGACCGCACGGGUUACCCACGGCUGGUCAUCGAGCGCUGUGACACCCUCCUGGGGGGCAUCAAAGUCAAGCUGCUACGUGGGCUUCUCCCCAACCUCGUGGACAACUUGGUGAACCGAGUCCUGGUCAAUGUCCUCCCUGACUUGCUCUGCCCCAUCGUGGACGUGGUGCUGGGGCUCGUCAACGACCAGCUGGGGCUCGUGGACUCUCUGGUUCCUCUGGGGAUAUUGGGAAGCGUCCAGUACACCUUCUCCAGCCUCCCGCUUGUGACUGGCGAAUUCCUGGAGCUGGACCUCAACACUCUGGUUGGGGAGGCUGGAGGGGACCUCAUCGACUACCCCCUGGGGAGGCCGGCCAUGGCUCCCAGGCAAAAGAUGCCGGAAUUGCCCCCCAUGGGCGACAACACCAACUCCCAGCUGGCCAUUUCUGCCAACUUCCUGGGCUCAGUGCUGACUCUCCUGCAGAAGCAAGGGGCGCUGGACAUUGACAUCACCGAUGGCAUGUUCCAGGAGCUCCCCCCGCUCACCACGUCCACGCUGGGAGCCCUCAUUCCCAAGGUCUUCCAGCAGUACCCCGAGUCCCGCCCACUCACCAUCAGGAUCCAGGUGCCAAACCCACCUUCAGUGACCCUGCAGAAGGACAAGGCUCUGGUGAAGGUGUUCGCCACCUCUGAGAUCAUGGUCUCACAGCCCAAUGACGUCGAGACCACCAUCUGCCUCAUUGAUGUGGACACAGAACUCUUGGCCACGUUUUCGGUGGAGGGCGAUAAGCUCAUGAUCGACGCCAAGCUGGACAAGACCAGCCUCAACCUCAGAACCUCAAACGUGGGCAACUUUGAUGUGGGCCUCAUGGAGGUGCUGGUCGGGAAGAUUUUCGACCUGGCGUUUAUGCCCGCGAUGAACGCCGUGCUGGGCUCUGGCGUUCCUCUCCCCAAAAUCCUCAACAUCGACUUUAGCAAUGCGGACAUCGACGUCUUGGAGGACCUCCUGGUGCUGAGCGCCUGAGCGACACAGGCAGAGACGCAGUCCUGGAAGAGGCCUGAACCAGCCCUGGGAAGGCUCGGCCUGACGCCGCCCGCAGCCCCGAGUCCCUUCAGACCCUCAAACAUGCCCCUCCCCAGCCCCCCAACCCUCAUCUCACCUGCCCCCACACCAAGAAAGGAUCCGGCCGUUGUCCCCAUUGGCAAACAGUCCCCUCCACAGUCAGUCCCAUGGUCAGCCCCCGCAGAGGGAGGGAGGUCCCCUCCAGGACCGAGGCCUCUCCGACUCCGAGCCGUACUCCACGCUGCAUGCUUCACACUUUCAAUAAAAGAUUCC